UUCACCCUUCAACAUGGGAAAAGGCUUCUAUAUCAGUAAGACAUUGGGGGUGGUGGGUAUCAUUCUGGGGCUGGGGGCCCUGGCCACCAUCAUUGCCCUGUUAGUGGUGUAUACCCAAGAGAAAUCCAAGAAUGAGGUGAAGCCCACUGAAGGUGUGGUGAUGACCACCACGACUCCCAUCCCGACGACCUCAAUUCCCACCCCGACCACCACUUCGAACCCAUCGCCCUCAAAUGACCCGUGGGACCAGUACAGGCUCCCAGACACACUGAGGCCUGAAUUCUACACCCUGACCCUGUGGCCCAGGCUGCAAAUGGACCAGAACGGCAUGUACAUCUUCACUGGGAGCUCCAGCGUGGUCUUCACCUGCAUGAAGGAAACGGACUUGAUCCUCAUCCACUCCAACAAGCUGAAUCUCACCACCUUUGAUGGUUACCUCGCCAGGCUGACCACGGUGGGCUCUGCCACUGGACCUGCCAUUGAGGCCACCUGGCUGCAGCUGGAGACGCAGUACCUGGUGGUCCAGCUCAGUGGCAUGCUGACUGUGGGACAGUCCUACCAGCUGGACACCGAGUUUCAGGGGGAGCUGGCUGAUGACCUUGGGGGCUUCUACAGGAGCGAAUAUGUCGAGGAUGGAGUUAAGAAAGUGGUUGCCACCACUCAGAUGCAGCCCACAGAUGCCAGGAAGGCCUUCCCCUGCUUUGACGAGCCAGCGAUGAAAGCCAUCUUCCACAUCACACUGAUCCAUGAGCCUGGGACUGUGGCCCUGUCUAACGGCAUGGAUAAGGAAACGGUGAACACCACCAUAGAUGGCAUUGCAGUGACUAGGACCACAUUUGAGCCCACAGAGAAGAUGUCCACCUACCUUCUGGCUUUUAUUGUGUCUGACUUUACAUACAUAGAGUCUUGGGAGAAAAACGUUUUGAUUCGAGUCUGGGCUCGCAGAAAGGCCAUUGAUGAAGGCCAGGGGGAAUAUGCCCUUAAUGUGACAGGGCCAAUCUUAAAGUUUUUUGAAAAUUACUACAAUGCCACUUACCCCCUCUCUAAAUCAGAUCAGAUUGCCCUGCCAGACUUCAAUGCUGGGGCCAUGGAGAACUGGGGUCUUAUCACAUACAGAGAGACAGCUCUGCUCUACGAUCGAACAAGGUCCUCCAAUGGAGACAAAGAGACCAUUGCCACCAUCAUUUCUCAUGAACUGGCUCACAUGUGGUUUGGAAAUCUGGUGACGAUGAACUGGUGGAAUGACCUGUGGCUGAACGAAGGAUUUGCCACCUACGUCUCUUACCUCGGGGCCAAUGACGCUGAGCCAGAAUGGGGCGUGAAAGACUUGAUGGUUCUAUAUGACGUCCACGGUGUGUUCGCAAUUGAUGCCCUGGCCUCUUCUCACCCUCUCUCCUCCAGAGAGGAUGAGAUCAAUAAGCCAGAGCAGAUCAAUGAGCUAUUUGAUGGCAUUACCUACAGCAAGGGGGCGUCUGUGCUGAGGAUGCUCUCUAAUUUCUUGUCAGAGCCAGUGUUCGCCAAAGGACUCCAAACCUACCUGAACCAGUUUGCGUACAGUAACACCGUAUACAUGGACCUCUGGAAUCACCUUCAACAGGCAGUGGACAGCACUCCCAGCCUAUCUCUCCCUCACAGCGUGAACGACAUCAUGAAUCGCUGGAUACUCCAGAUGGGGUUCCCCGUGGUCACCAUCAACACUCGCACAGGAGAGCUCUCCCAGAAACACUUCCUUCUAGACCCUGAGUCCGUUGUUGAUAGGCCAUCUGAAUUCAACUAUGAGUGGUAUGUUCCCAUAACAUGGACCAGGACCGGUGCUCAACAGAACCCAUUUUGGCUGCUACAGAAAACAGCGACCCAUGAACCACUGAAAAUGACUGGGACAGAUUGGGUACUGGCCAAUAUCAAUGUCGCGGGAUACUACAGAGUGAACUAUGACAUCAGCAACUGGGAACGCCUCCUAAACCAGCUGAACUCUGACCACCAAGUGAUUCCAGUCAUCAACAGGGCCCAGAUUGUUGAUGAUGCUUUUAACCUUGCUAGGGCAAAAAUGGUAGAUACAACAUUGGCUCUGAGAACAACCAAGUAUCUCUCCCAAGAAAGAGAGUUCAUGCCAUGGGAGUCAGCCAUCGGCAACCUGGACUACUUCUUCCUCAUGUUCGAUCGCAGUGAGGUCUAUGGCCCCAUGCAGACUUACCUCAGGAAUCAAGUCGGGCCCCUCUUUAUGCAUUUCAAGAAUAUUACUUCAGACUGGACUAAAAUACCCACUGGACACACUGAUCAGUACAACCAGGUAAAUGCUAUCCGGUUGGCCUGCAGCACAGGUGUGGAGGGUUGCCAGGAAUUGACCAGAAAUUGGUACCAGCAAUGGAUGAAAGACUCGGCCAAUAACCCGAUUCAUCCCAACCUGAGGACGACGGUGUACUGCAGUGCAAUCGCGGCAGGGGGCGCCGAAGAGUGGGAUUUUGGCUGGAAGAUGUUCAAGACUGCCACCAUUGCCACGGAAGCAGAUAAGCUGAUGUAUGCCCUGGCUUGCACCAAGCAACCCUGGCUACUUAAGAGGUACCUAGAAUACACCCUGGAUCCAACUAAAAUUCGGAAGCAGGACGCCACUUUCACCAUUCGGUACAUUGCCGGAAAUGUGGUGGGACAGACCUUGGCUUGGGACUUUAUCAGAGAGAGAUGGGAGUACAUUUUCUCACAGUAUGGUGGCGGCUCUUUCUCAUUCUCCUCUCUUAUUGAUGGAGUCACCCGGAGGUUCUCAUCAGAGUUUGAGCUGAAGCAGCUGCGGAGGUUUAAAGACGACAACGCCAACGUGGGGUUCGGCUCGGCCACGCUGGCGGUGGAACAGGCCAUCGAGAGGACCGCGGCCAACAUCAAAUGGGUGACAGAGAACAAGGACCCUGUGAUGAAGUGGUUCCUCAGUGAAUUGCCACCACAGGAAACUUCAGCAUAGGCUACUGUAUGUAUACAGUAUAGCUCAGGAGGUAAGACCGAUUGUCUGGCAGUCGGAGGGUUGCCGGUUCAA
This is a messenger RNA of Anguilla anguilla (European eel), 3025 nucleotides long. Its product is annotated as aminopeptidase Ey-like. Lineage: Eukaryota; Metazoa; Chordata; Actinopteri; Anguilliformes; Anguillidae. The transcript is spliced from 20 exons. Gene Ontology annotation, molecular function: metalloaminopeptidase activity; zinc ion binding; peptide binding. The record is from RefSeq and is a predicted model, not a curated record. The coding region runs from base 14 to 2953 and encodes 979 amino acids. Gene Ontology annotation, cellular component: cytoplasm. Gene Ontology annotation, biological process: peptide catabolic process; proteolysis.